GGUGUCGGACGCGGACGUGUCGGCCGGGGCCGCGGAGCCGGAGGCGCUGCCCCUGCCCCGUCGGAACAGCGCCCGGCCCGGCGCCGCCAUGUCCGGCACCAGCAGCCCCGAAGCCGUGAAGAAACUGCUGGAAAACAUGCAGGGAGACCUGCGGGGCCUGAGCCUGGAGUGCAGGAAAAAAUUUCCUCCCGUCAAAGAGGCUGCUGAAUCAGGAAUAAUAAAAGUGAAAACAAUAGCUGCACGGAACACUGAUAUUUUGGCAGCAUUGAAAGAGAACAGCUCAGAGGUAGUUCAGCCUUUUCUCAUGGGUUGUGGAACAAAGGAACCAAAGAUCACUCAGCUGUGUCUAGCAGCCAUACAAAGGCUCAUGUCCCAUGAAGUUGUUUCAGAGGCUGCAGCAGGAAACAUUAUAAACAUGCUUUGGCAACUGAUGGAAAAUAGUCUUGAAGAACUUAAAUUGCUUCAGACAGUUCUUGUUCUUUUAACAACCAAUACAGUUGUGCAUGAUGAAGCACUAUCCAAGGCAAUUGUACUUUGUUUUCGAUUGCACUUCACAAAAGAUAAUAUCACGAAUAACACUGCAGCAGCUACAGUACGACAGGUAGUUACUGUGGUGUUUGAGAGAGUGGUUGCUGAAGAUGAACGAUACAAAGACAUUAUUGAACAGCCAGUUGCAGUUCAAGGAAAUAGUAACAGAAGAUCUGUCAGUACACUGAAGCCAUGUGCUAAAGAUGCAUAUAUGCUUUUUCAGGAUCUUUGUCAAUUAGUUAAUGCUGAUGCUCCAUACUGGCUUGUUGGUAUGACAGAAAUGACCCGAACUUUUGGCCUUGAACUUCUUGAGUCAGUCCUCAAUGACUUUCCACAAGUGUUUUUACAACAUCAAGAAUUCAGUUUUCUUCUUAAGGAGAGAGUAUGCCCUCUUGUUAUAAAGCUCUUCUCCCCAAAUAUAAAAUUCAGACAAGGCUCUAGCACAUCAUCUUCCCCAGCACCAGUGGAAAAACCAUAUUUCCCCAUCUGUAUGCGCUUGCUGAGAGUAGUUUCUGUUUUGAUUAAGCAGUUUUACAGUUUGCUGGUGACGGAAUGUGAAAUAUUUCUGUCAUUGCUGGUUAAGUUUCUGGAUGCAGACAAACCACAGUGGCUAAGAGCUGUUGCAGUAGAAUCUAUUCACAGGCUCUGUGUGCAGCCUCAGCUAUUAAGGUCCUUUUGUCAGUCCUACGAUAUGAAGCAACAUUCCACUAAAGUUUUUCGGGAUAUUGUGAAUGCACUGGGGUCCUUCAUCCAGUCACUAUUUCUUGUACCAAGUGCAGGGAAUACGUCAGUGACGCCAAACCAAACUGGAAGCAAUGCUUCAGGGAGCACUGGAUCAGCACAGACAAACCCCGGAGUGCUUGGAAUGGGAGGUGGUGCAACUGUAUUACCUGCCUUUGAAUACAGAGGUACCUGGAUACCUAUCUUGAAUGUAACAGUACAAGGCAGUGCUAAAGCUACCUAUUUGGAAAUGCUGGACAAAGUAGAACCACCUACAAUUCCUGAAGGCUAUGCUAUGUCAGUGGCAUUUCACUGUUUACUGGAUCUUGUCCGUGGUAUCACUACCAUGAUUGAAGGAGAGCUGGGGGAGGCAGAAACAGUCAGUCAAAGCACAACAGAGACAACUUCAUUACCAGCACUGUCUUCAGAGCAUCAAGACUCACAGUCUAUAUCUGACCAGUCAGACAAAGAGCUAGUUAGCAGAGCUGUCUGGGAAGAAAUGGUAAACGCAUGUUGGUGUGGUCUUCUUGCUGCAUUGUCCCUCCUACUUGAUGCAAGCACUGAUGAAGCUGCUACCGAAAAUAUUUUAAAAGCAGAAUUAACUAUGGCUGCACUCUGUGGAAGACUAGGUCUUGUAACAUCAAGAGAUGCCUUUAUCACUGCCAUUUGCAAAGGAUCCUUACCUCCUCACUAUGCUCUUACUGUAUUAAAUAGCACAACUGCAGCUUUGUCCAGCAAAUCAUAUUCCAUUCAGGGACAGAAUGUUCAAAUGAUCAGUCCCUCAAGCGAGUCUCAUCAGCAAGUUGUGGCAGUAGGACAGCCCUUAGCUCUUCAGCCACAGGGAACAGUAAUGCUGACUUCAAAAAAUAUCCAGUGUAUGAGGACAUUGCUCAACUUAGCUCACUGUCAUGGGGCUGUUCUUGGUACAUCAUGGCAACUUGUCUUGGCUACUCUUCAGCAUCUUGUGUGGAUUCUGGGACUGAAACCCGGUGUUGGGGGUGCCUUAAAACCUGGAAGAGCUGUAGAAGGGCCCAGCACAGUUCUGACUACAGCAGUUAUGACUGAUCUACCAGUUAUAUCCAACAUACUAUCAAGACUUUUUGAAAGCUCGCAGUACCUUGAUGAUGUAUCUUUGCAUCACUUAAUAAAUGCCCUUUGUUCCUUGUCUCUGGAAGCCAUGGAUAUGGCCUAUGGAAACAAUAAGGAGCCAUCUCUCUUUGCUGUUGCUAAAUUACUGGAAACAGGACUAGUUAACAUGCACAGGAUUGAGAUUCUUUGGAGACCUCUGACGGGUCAUCUUCUGGAGAAGGUUUGUCAGCAUCCCAACUCCAGAAUGAGAGAGUGGGGAGCAGAAGCUUUAACCUCUCUUAUUAAAGCAGGACUGACAUUCAGCCACGAUCCUCCAUUAUCACAGAAUCAGAGACUGCAGCUACUUUUACUGAAUCCUCUCAAGGAGCUGUCAAACAUUAGUCAUCCUGACAUCAGAAUCAAGCAGCUGGAGUGUGUGCUACAGAUUUUACAGAGUCAGGGUGACAGCCUAGGACCUGGUUGGCCAUUAGUCCUUGGAGUCAUGGGGGCGAUACGAAGUGAUCAGGGAGAGUCCUUAAUACGGACUGCAUUCCAGUGUCUUCAGUUGGUUGUGACCGAUUUUCUUCCAACAAUGCCAUGUACGUGUCUACAGAUAGUUGUUGAAGUCGCAGGAAGCUUUGGUCUUCACAAUCAAGAGCUAAAUAUUAGUUUAACUUCAAUUGGUUUGUUGUGGAAUAUUUCAGAUUAUUUUUUCCAAAGAGGUGAAAUAAUUGAAAAGGAACUUAACAAAGAAGAAGCAGUGCUGCAGAAGCAGGCAGAAGAAAAGGGAGUGGUUCUGAAUAGGCCUUUUCAUCCUGCACCACCAUUUGACUGUCUUUGGUUAUGUCUGUAUGCCAAACUCGGAGAACUCUGUGUGGAUCCCCGACCUGCAGUUAGAAAGAGUGCUGGGCAGACGUUGUUUUCCACUAUUGGUGCUCAUGGAACUUUGUUGCAGCAUUCAACAUGGCACACAGUGAUAUGGAAGGUUUUAUUUCACCUGCUGGAUAGGGUUCGAGAAUCUUCUACUACAGCUGACAAAGAGAAGAUUGAAUCGGGAGGAGGCAACAUCCUCAUCCAUCAUUCAAGGGAUACAGCUGAGAAACAGUGGGCUGAAACAUGGGUAUUAACACUGGCUGGAGUUGCAAGAAUAUUUAAUACCCGGAGAUACUUACUGCAGCCUUUAGGAGACUUUUCCCAGGCCUGGGAUGUUCUUCUUGAUCACAUUCAAUCAGCAGCACUCAGCAAAAAUAAUGAAGUUUCCUUGGCUGCUCUGAAAAGCUUUCAGGAAAUCUUACAAAUAGUUUCUCCAGUCCGAGACUCAGAGAAGCCUGACACACCGCCUGCUAUUAAUGUUUCUGUACCUGUGGUGGUAGGAGCGACAACUGCCACUAGUCUUGGGAGAUCAUUCAUGAGAACUGACUCCAUAGGAGAAAGAAUGGGAAGAUACAAUGGAGCUGAACUGCCUGUAGUAACAGAUGAGAUUGAAGAUCUGAAUCUUUGGUGGGCAGCUUGGAACAGCUGGUACAGGAUUGGUUCAGAAAGUACAAAGCCUCCAAUUACUUGUGAUAAAUUGACUUUCAUUCCAAGCCAGCCUUUUCUUACAGCUUUAAUUCAGAUAUUCCCAGCUCUUUACCAACACAUCAAAACUGGUUUCAGCAUGGACGAUCUCCAAAAGCUGGGUAUCAUUUUGCAUGGUGCAGUUUCGGUUCCAAUCAGUUCUGAUGCUUCCCCUUUCAUCCUUCCAUCUUAUACUGAAGCAGUUCUGACAAGUUUACAGGAAGCAGUGCUUACAGCUUUAGAUGUUUUACAAAAGGCUAUAUGUGUGGGCUCAGAAAAUAUGCAGAUAAUGUAUCCUGCAAUCUUUGACCAGCUGUUGGCCUUUGUAGAAUUUUCAUGCAAGCCUCCACAGUAUGGACAGCUGGAAACAAAGCACAUUGCAAAUGCAAAGUAUAAUCAGAUACAACUAUUUGCACCGGCGGAAUGGGUAGCAUUGAAUUAUGUACCAUUUGCUGAGAGAUCGUUGGAAGUGGUUGUAGACUUAUACCAAAAAACAGCUUGCCAUAAAGCUGUUGUGAAUGAGAAAGUUCUUCAGAACAUUAUUAAGACACUGAGAAUACCACUGAGUCUGAAAUACUCCUGUCCUUCUGAAAGCACAUGGAAGCUCGCUGUUUCCUCUCUUCUCAAAGUACUUUCUAUUGGACUUCCAGUUGCAAGGCAGCAUGCAUCUUCUGGAAAAUUUGACAGCAUGUGGCCAGAGUUAGCCAAUACAUUUGAGGACUUUUUAUUCACUAAAAGUGCACCUCCUGAUAAUCUCUCAAUCCAAGAAUUUCAGAAGAAUGAGAGUAUUGAUGUUGAGGUGGUGCAGCUUAUUAGUACGGAGAUACUGCCAUAUGCCAAUUUUAUUCCUAAGGAAUUUGUUGGUCAGAUAAUGACUAUGCUCAAUAAAGGCUCCAUACACUCUCAGUCAUCUUCAUUUACAGAAGCAGAAAUAGAUAUUCGAUUGAGAGAGGAGUUUUCUAAGGUGUGCUUUGAAACACUGCUCCAGUUUUCAUUCAGUAAUAAAGUCACAACUCCUCAGGAAGGCUACAUCUCUAGAAUGGCACUUUCUGUGCUCUUGAAAAGGUCACAGGAUGUAUUACAUCGCUACAUAGAAGACGAGAGGUUGAGUGGCAAAUGUCCUCUUCCACGGCAACAAGUAACAGAAAUCAUAUUUGUUUUAAAAGCUGUCAGUACUCUCAUAGACUCGCUUAAAAAAACUCAGCCUGAAAAUGUUGAUGCUAACACAUGGGCACAAGUUAUUGCCUUGUACCCGACUUUAGUAGAAUGUAUCACCUGCUCCUCAUCAGAAGUGUGCUCUGCUCUGAAAGAGGCAUUAGUUCCCUUUAAGGACUUCAUGCAUCCACCAGCAUCCAAGGUACAGAACGGAGAGUCUUGACCCCAUAAAACUUUUUUUUUUUUAAUUUUUGAAGGAAAAAAAGUAUCCAAAAAUGUUUGUUCCCAGGUGACGUUUCUCUGAGAAAAUCUCUUGUGGUUAGUACUUGGCAACCAAUGCUGACUGCCUUUUAACUGUACUAACAAGAGCUCAGUAAUUCAUGAAUACAAGCUAUAUCUCAAAGGUUCGAGAGUGAGUAGCAGUGCAAACCUUUAAUAAUUUUAACUGAGUAGUUGGAAUCGUUUAUAAUCUAAUGUACUUGCUACAGUAUCUUGAAGUGGUGAUUGAAAAGUGGGCUUAUGUACAGCUUGUUGUGUAUGUGUUAAUGAUGUAAUUAAAAAUAUUUCAAUUCAGUCAGAUUUAUUAGGCUGGUGUUUUGCACCCUUUUUUUGAAGUACGAAUUGUACUAAAAUUUUAUGCAAGAUGGUACUGUAACAUUCCAUAUAUCUGUAACCAGCCUUUGUAAACAAAGGGAACUGAAAUACUUGUGUGUAUAAUAAAUGGUACAGUUCUGUAUAAAAUAGUUGCAUUUAUUAUUUAAAUUCUUUUUAAAAUAUUGAUAAUGUUAAAUGCUUGAAAAACUAUUUAUUAUAAGCUGUAUGCUUGCAUUUUUACUUAUACUUUGCCUUCUAAAUUGCCAGAUAUGCUUGUUCAUAUCUGAUCAUGUUAUUAGUUUUUUGCUUAAUUGAAUGUAUCUUCUCUGUGGCCAUUGGUUAUCUAAAUGAAGAGGUCAUAUGACAAGAUUGCAGCGAGCAGGCAGUAGCCUGCUGAUCUCAAACGUCAGUGUCGUUGACCUGGAAUAGGUUUGAAUAUGCAGAAAUCCACUGUAGCACUUCGACACUACCAUACCUCACUUCAUAAUAUAUUUCUUUUGAAAUGUUUGUUAUACUCAACUCUGUUCAUUUUUGUAGUUGCAGCCUUGCUUUAAAAGAUACAUAUUUGAGGGUCAUUAGUCUUUUUUGACCUUACUUGCAGGUAUCGUAGUCUUUGAAUCAUGACCCAAGAAAGGGGAUUUCAAAUAUCUGAAAUACUUGGCUGUAAUACUUUGUUCAGUAAUUUUAAGUGCUUUGUUUUGUAAUGUCUUUUAAAUCCAAAUUGUUCUAACCUUUUAAUUAUAAACUCUCUGAUAUAAAACCAUGAGAAGUGUAUUUUUGAAGAUAGCUACUCGUUUAGAAGUUCAGUAAAAUUUUCAUUAAGUAAAUGUGAAUUUUCUUUCCAUUUCACAUAAUACAUAAUUGAAGCAAAACACUUCUAGUAGUAUUGUUUAUAAAAUUUGUGACAGCGUUUAAACUCUUAAUGAAAUAAUGAUUCAUUAAAUGUUUCGCCUGUGUUCAUAUAUUUUAGCCUGUGAUGUGAAAGCACAAAGGUCAAAUGUUUAAAAAAAAAAAAAAAAGAGGAAAAAAAAGGUGCCUUUCUGUGUAUUUCAGAGCUUUCCUUUAGGCCUUGAAGUCUUUGUAGAUGUUAAAAGUGAUUACCAUGGUGUUAGAUCUGUUCGCUUUACACUUUCCUGACUGAAAGGACGUUAAUUGGUACUUGUGAAUAGAAGCAGAAAUUGCAGGAGCUUCAAGUCAAGUUGCCAGGAACUGAUCAGGGUUAGAAGUACCCUCUGCGAAUAAUGUUUGUAACCACACCUUUGAACAGCUUGCUCCUAUAAAAUUCCAGUUUUGUGAUCCUUUCAAAAAGGAUAUUCAGAGAGGGAGGCUUGAAGAUCUUGCACAUAUCUCUUUGACCAAAGUUGCAUGGAACUCAACCUUCAAAUGUGAAUAGUUUUUAAAGAACACGUUUUACAUUAAGGAAACAAAGACCUUCCUUUCUAUUUUUUGUCAAAAUAGCCUGUUUGCAGAAGCAGAUGUGGGUCCCAGGUACAAAUAACAAGAUUAUUCGUACUCUGAAAGUGAAAACCUUGCAAAUGCUCUACUACUUAGUGACAGAUAAGACAAGGCCUAUUAAGUCCUCAAAAAAAGCAGGGAGUUGAGCAGAGAAAGGGUAUUAAUUUGCUUUAAGAUCUGCUAACUUAACAAGAAAUUCUGGAAAGAGGCAUGCAAACCAAACUGUGGAUGAGUUUGUUUAUCAUUAAUUUCUGCCUGCUUUUUCAGUGAUAACACAGAUUCAUCCUGUCUUAUUAAGCAAAUCUUCAGCUUUAUUUUAAAGAGGGUGUGGGGCUGUGUGAGUCUUACCUGAUUUUAUCAUCCAUAGAUAUUAAUCUUCCAAAGGCUUUGAAAUAAAUUACCACUAAGGUUGCUUUCCUUCCUUCCCUCUUUAUUAUCAAAUGAAUAAUGUCUGUGCUAUUUGAGGCACAUUUUGGACAUGCAGGUUGAGGUUGACCAUACUCAAAAUACUUUUUGUAUGAACAGUUUUAUUUUAACUGACUGAUUUCUGUGAAUAAGAAUUAUUCUGUUCUCGGUGCCUUGUCCAGCACUCAAAUAUUUCCUCCAACUUAAAGUAUCAGUUUAUUUUUUUUAUUUUUUACUUUUUGCUGAAUAUUCUUAGGGCUUCUCACGUAAACAGCAUUCUUGAGUAUUUAAAUUUCAUAUUCUUACAUCUGUUCCAAGCAAGGCAGUUUUGUUCCUGAAAAAAUUUAACGUUACCUAUUGAGUAAAGCCUUGUCCAAGUUGUUCUCUUCAAGUCUGUAGGGUUGCUUAGGCAUGUGAAAUAAAAUAAAUGGACAUUUUCAGGAUUGAGGUCUGCGUUGUGUCAGUGAAAUCAACUAGAAAAGGUUGUUCAGCUGAGUGUAUAGAAAUAUGUCAGCUGGAAGUUAGAAGAGAAACAUUAACUGCCAAAUGUAACCACAUAAUUCACUUUUUUUCUUCUUCUCUGUAACCUUAAAAAGAAAUGUGGAGUGGGAAUCCAAAGAGAAAAUGCGAGGGUCUUCCACAUUAUUACAAGGCUCAUAUCAAGACUGUUGAUUACUUGGAAGAACUCGUAUGUCUCAAUGCCAUGAGCAUUGCCCCAAUGUACACAAGGAUUUAACAUCACGUAGUAGCUCUAAGAAGGAACAGAUGGCUAAAGCAGGAAAUUUCUUACAUGAAAAGUUAUUCUUAGAAGCAUCUUUGUGGACCUUUGUUAGACUCUCUCUAGUAUGUCCAUGACUCUCUUGUGUAAGUUUUGGGAGCAAGGACACCUGUUAGUCUACACAGUAUUUUGCUUACCAGGGCAAGUGCAACUCCAACAAAAAUGACUGUAGGAGUUCAUGUAAAACAUAGAUUUCAUUUGGGGAGUAAAUAAUCUUCAAGUUUCACAAGUAUGUUUUAGUAAAAAAAUGUGUGUUUUGCUAUACUGAUACAAGCAUAUUACAGUGGUGUUAUUGCCUUUGUUUGUGCUGGAAUGUAGAUCAGACAAGGCUACUCAUUCUUUCUAAAUAAAUAAAAUAGAACUCAACAUUUAUUUGUUUCUUACAACCUUCAGGUUUUAUUCAGUGGAAACACAGAUAAUGAUGUAGGUAGGACGUACAAAAAACUCUCUUCAGAUUUUGAAUUACACAGAAUGAUUUCACAAUAAAAAAAAGUGAAAUUGCAUGAAAAGCAGUACUACAAGUAUGCUAGAAAACAGGAUUAUACAGAACACUUCAAUUGGGGAAAUUGUCUCCCAAACACUAAGAUGCAGUUCAUCAAGAUAAAUGUAAGAUUCUGCACUCAAGCAGCAGUGAGUUUUCUCCAUUUUAUUCUGCCACCUUUAUUGAAUAGGAGACUGAUGGUUUCCCAUGUUUUGAUGGUUUUCCUUAAGAAAUUACUCCAGUAUAAAAAUGGCUGUCCUUAACACUACCAAAACUGGUUCUGAAAAUGUUUUACAGCAGUGUUUGCUAAUUAAAGGAAUCUCAUUUGUCAACACUAUAAUCCCCUAUCACCUGAAGCAUGUUCUCAACAGAAAGGAUGUGUUAAACACAGCUACCAUCUUAGUUUUUGAUCAGAAAUACUGAAAUACUGCAAAGUUGAAACAUACUCAAAGGCCCCAGCUUAUGCCUGUUUAAUAUUGUUAAGAAUGUAUGUUGGUUUGUUUUUUGUUUUGGUUUACUUUUAGUCUUUCAGGAGGGGUUGCCCAGAGAUAAGAAGGAAGGAAAAUCCCUUCUAAGUCAGAUGCCUGUUUAGCAUAUUCAGUUUUAUUUUUGAAGACCGUGGUCUUUAAGCUGGAAUGAUAAUUAUUGCUCUCUGUGUACGGAAUACCUGCCUUAGGCUUGGAAUGAGCUAAGUGACUUGGCCAUGACCAGUAAUAUUUCCAAAGCUGACAUCUUCAAGAUUGCUGAAGCUGGUGAGGGUGACAGACUGUUGGGAAACCUAGGAUUGCCUUCUCUGAAGUUUUUAAUGUUAGCUAUUUCUUGGAACAGUUAAAAUUGUCAAGGAAUUGCUUAAGUUUCUGGCUUCCUUGCCAGAGGACUCUACCUUCUUUCCCCCAUCACAUCAGGUCAUAUCAGGAAAGGGACUGAGACCCCACAAAGAAACAGCAGUCAAAACUGGAUUGCCACCAAUAGAAGACCUUUAAAAUGCGCAGACAGAAGUCUGGUUUUGAUCAACCUCUUUCACGAGCAAGCAUGGAAAGAGACAGGAAUAUUAUGCACAUAGUACUACUCGUAUGUCCACGUACAAAGAACCAGUUUCUGGAGUACAUCAGAACUAUUACUUGCAGAUAUGCUUACUGAACAUCUGUUCAUGCCUCCAGGUUUGGUGUUGUAGCACGAUAUGGCACUGCCUUACCUCUAAAACAGUCCUUUGACUCUGCACACAGUACUGCCCUAGAACAAAUGAGGAAAGACAUUUACAUUUCUUUUAGAGAAGUCUUAUUUAAAUAUUUUCUCAUAAAAUAUGAAAUCAAUAACCUGUGUUAAAGCCGAAUGCACUAUAAUCUCUUAAAUUUUUAAGCAGUUAUGUGUUGGCAAAGCCUUAAAGAGAAUGCAGUGAACUGACGGAGUAGUAUGCAGCCCUGCCUUGUUAGAGUGAGAAGCAAGUUUUUGAAGAGCUAAACCAUGGUCUGAUUGUAGUAGCUUCUUGCAGCUCAGUUGUACUUUAUCCAGCUGAAGUCAAACAAUCAGUUCAAAGUUGGAAAAAGUUUAGGAGCUGAAAAAGAAGAAAGCUUGCUUUUUCCUCUUCCAUGCAUAGGAAAGGUCUGUGAGGGUAAAAUGUACUUUGUCUAAAAGCUGAAUGGUAGCUACAAACAGUUCUGUCUCUUUUUAUCAUUAGGUAUUUCCUGAAUGUAUCCAGCACAUCUGAAACAGAUCGAUGUAAGAAAGAAUUAGCUUGAAUGCCUUUUUCCAUAUAAUUCUACUUUGCAUCCAAAUAGAGCCCUAUGAUGACUAAUGGGAUGUUAAAUAAUUGGGAAAAAUGUACUUAGAACAUUUUCUGGAAAAAAAAAUUGAAUUUAAAAAAUAAGAUACUGAAUUGCUAAUUAUAUACAGUGCAUUUCCUAAUUGGAAAAGAUGGCAAUCUUAGCACAAAUGCUAUUGUUUAAUUGCAAGCAAACAUUUAAAUAAUUGCUAACAAAGUAGUAAUCUUUUCAGAAAGAUAAAUACAAGUGCAAGAUAAGGCAAAAAACAGCUCCCUGCUUAUUUUUAUCACUAUUAAAAAUAAGUCACUUUUCUGGUUUUGUGUGUGUGUGUGUGCGUACGUGCUUGUGUGUGUGUGUUUUUCAAAUAAGCACUUAGGUUUUCCCAUUUGUGCUUCUUUUUCAGAACUGCUUUUUUACCCAUACACAAGCAGUAGAGUAGAACCUGCACUCACCUGGUGUACCCAUUCCUUCAUAGUAUUUAACUUCCUCUGCACUGACCUCAAAUAGCAGAAUUACUCUAAGUCUUACUGACCCACGUGAAAUAUCAUUACGUGGCUUUAUGUAGGAAUGAGGCCUCUUAGAACGUUCAACUUUGCAGCCAGUAUCAAAAACAUACCAGAAAUGGUCCGUGUAUUUCCUCCAGCAGAAUGUCACUGGUUUCAAUGUCUUUUAAACAAGCAGUCGAUGUACUAUCAACCCUGUUGCCAACAUAGGUGCAAACUUUAAAGCAGACAACUACAGGAUCAUUAUAAAGUAUUGCCAUCUUUGGAUCUCGGAGGCAGCGUUCUGGCUGCUUUCCAGCAUGACUUUGUCAACAGAUUUCCUCCAAGUUGUCACUGGGUUUUAUGCUAGGACCAAGCUGUGUGGGUAGCUUUGUGCUGAGAAACCCAAGGCUAUUCUAUUUCCUUUAUGUUCAGUUGCACAUAGGGUCAUUUCUGCACCCUCCAUCUCUGUGGGUUUGACUCCUGCCCCUAAUUCCUCUCGUGCUGAAUGGCCUGGGUUGAAAGGGACCACAGUGAUCAUCGAGUUUCAAUCCCCCUGCUUUGUGCAGGCAUUGGUAGCGAUUUUUUGGCAGUUUGGUCACCAGAUGUGUUGAGGGACAAAAUGAACUUGCUUAAAACAUCGGCGCUCCUAACUUUGCGUGCUCUCGUAAUGACGUUCAGUCAGUUUCUAGCACGGAUCAAUCGCACUGUGGUCUAUUCCCAUUUAAAAACACAAGCGCCUUCAGGUUCAGAUUUGACUCAACAAAAAAGGCGUUCGAACGCACAGUCCCUCCGCGCGGGGUGCGGCGCGUAGCGCUGCCCUCCCCCGGACCGGGCUCGGGGCCUCGGAGCGCUGCCGACCGGCACUCCCUCCCCGCGGCCCUCAGCGCCCCUCCGCCCGCGGCACUGUGAGACAGUCGGGCGAGGUCCCGCCGCGCCGAGCUCCCCCCGGCGGCGGUCCCAGCAAGCAGCCCCAGCGGGCGGGCGGCUCUUCCCGCGUCUUUCAAGGAGCCCCGGAUCGAGAGCGGGAGCUCCCCCCUCCCAGCAUCCUCCGGACGAGCGUUAACUCCCCCCACUCGCGCAGUCCGGCGGGAGCCGAGGGGAGUGGCGCAGCGCUCUCCUCCGAGCAGCGGCCUUCUGCCCGCCCGCCCGCGCCAUCUUGAACGCGAGCCGGGGGCAGCGGCAUCCCCUCCCUCCCCAAGAUGGCGCCGGCCGGGUGAGUGACAUGUCCAGUCACGUGGGCAGCGGAUGAGCCCCUCUCUCCCCCCCGCCUUAAACGAUCUCUAUGGUUCGGCCGGACACACAGGCGGCGGCGGUCGGCGGCGAGGGACGGAGCCGCGGCGGGAGCGGGGCCGCCCGGCGCCCCUUUGUCUGCGGCCUCGGCAAGGCGAGCGCUUUCCCUUCCCCGAUCGCGAGGACUGCGCCCCGGCGCCCUCGAGGGUUCGGCUUCCUUCUUCCCGCCGGCACCGCGGCCCGGGAGAGGCGGCGGGCGCUUCCCGCUGAGGGCGCCGGCGCGGAGGUCCCUCCCGGCCCUGCGGGCGGCGGCGCGGCGGAGCUGCGAGAGCGGGGCCGGGCAGCGCCCCCACCCCGCGCUCCCCGGGGGGCGGCGGGGGUCAGCGCCGGGACGGGGCCGCGGCUCCGCGCGGGGAGGGUCGGGCGGGCUGGGGGUGGUUGUCUGCCGUGCCCGCUGCCCCCCGCUUCUCUCCUUUCCUUCCUCCCUCUCUUCUUUCCCUCCCCAUCUGUUAUAGGUGUGCGGAGCGGUGGCACUUUGAAAUUAAACGUGCCCUCUGCUGCACCAGCUGGGGUCUGUGAUGUAUCUGAUAAAUGGAGCUCUGCCCGUCGGCUUCAGGUCAUGCAAGGAAAAGGGCAGCGCUGGGGAGGGAGCUGGGCGGGGUUUCCCUCCGCUUUUCAGUCAGACGAGAGGAGUCUGGUUGAUGUCUGCAGCAGAUAAAGGAGACGAGGAUCAUCAAAAGACCCCAGAGCCCUUUUAUCUUCCUGCUGUUUUUCCCUGUAACUUCGUUUAUCGGUGACGCGGUGUCUGCCUGCUCGUUCCCCCCAGCAGGGGCCGGGUGCGCCAGGCCUGGCUGAGGUAGUAGUUUGUGCUGUUGGUCGGGUUGUGACAUUGCCCGCUGUGGAGAUAACUGCGCAAGCUACUGCCUUGCUAGUGCUGGUGAUGAUCAGCUGCAGACGAAGACAAUGACAAUGGGAAUCCCCUUUGUUUUCCCGGGAUUGGACGCUGCUGAGGUGGCAGCGGUUCUUUUCCUCUCUUCCUCUCUUCUCCUCUCCUCCUGCCCAGCCGUGGCCGCUGGGACGUGCGGGGUCUGACCCUGUCAGCGGGAUGCUGCUGCUUUUGCAGCCCGGGUGAGAAACCAUUAGUUUCACGCUGCUUGGAGGGCACUUUAAUUUGAUCUGAAGAGCAAGUGUCUGCGUUUUUUCCAGUGCUUACACCUUCUUAUUCACAUGGCACCGCUGGAAGGUGGAUUUUCUAUUUCUUGAAGACCGAGUGAUGACUAACUUGUAUUUUCUGUGUUCUGAGUAUGCAAAACUUGUACGUGUGAUCUUAAAUGCUCUGAUUUGAACAGUAAAAGAUCUGAAUAUCUACCAGGAGUGAAGUAUGUGAAUUGCUGCUUUCCUUACAGUGAGAAGAUUGUUUCACAGUGUAGUUUACUAUCAUUGUACGGCUUGGUGCCAGCAGUGUUUUUUUAGGUGAACUUCUGAGAUUUUUAUUUCUGUAUUGUGAUAUAUUCUUUGUGAAAAAGAAACCGUGAGUCUUCUCUUGUGAAUUAAUUGAAAUUGCUGGUAUGUUCAUAGCGUUGGCUGAGGGUAUCGUUUUGAUUGAAAUUCAGCGUGUUGACCGAGCGCUUAUUGCCAUGGCUUAAACUUGAAAUACAUUAAAGCAUUUACAAUAAAUGUGCA
Molecule: messenger RNA, 13902 nt
Organism: Gallus gallus (chicken)
Lineage: Eukaryota; Metazoa; Chordata; Aves; Galliformes; Phasianidae
Gene: MON2
Product: MON2 homolog, regulator of endosome-to-Golgi trafficking
Exons: 36
Coding region: 89-5251 (1720 amino acids)
Source: RefSeq, a predicted model, not a curated record